Candidula unifasciata is the source of this 2838-nucleotide messenger RNA. NCBI's taxonomy places the organism in Eukaryota, Metazoa, Mollusca, Gastropoda, Stylommatophora, Geomitridae. The record is from the annotation of a GenBank genome assembly.
AUGGCUCAUCAGUUGUUUAUGGGGAGAACUUGCUUGCAUACUGUUCUGCCAUUUUCACGCAAUCUUGUGCUAGCAAGAGUAUCACCAUUUCAAGCCCACUGGAUGUCGGAUCAUCCGGUCAUGGCCAUCCGACGAGAAACUGUCAAUGUUUGGGAACGCCGAGCGCCACUUUCUCCACAUCAGAUAAAGAAGCUUGUCAAGUCUGGGAUUAAGGUCAUAGUUCAGCCAUCAAAUCGUAGAGCAUUCAGCAUGAAGGAGUUCACUGACAAUGGAGCAGUUGUCCAGGAAGACCUUUCCGAAGCUUCCCUUAUCAUGGGCGUGAAAGGAGUACCAAUUGAUUCUCUGCUAAGAGACAAGACCUAUGCUUUCUUCUCCCACACAAUCAAGGCUCAGGCUGAUAAUAUGCCUAUGUUAGAUGCUAUUGUGGAAAAGAAUAUCCGAUUAAUUGACUAUGAGAAGAUGGUGGAUGAACAUGGAGCUCGUGUGGUGGCAUUUGGGAAGUAUGCAGGUGUUGCAGGGAUGGUCAACAUACUUCAUGGAAUGGGUUUACGUUUGCUGGCCCUUGGUCACCAUACUCCAUUUAUGCAUAUUGGACCAAGUCAUAAUUACAGGAAUACAGAAUCAGCUAGGCAAGCUGUACGAGAUGCGGGCUAUGAAAUAGCUUUGGGUCGUCUGCCUAAGUCAAUAGGACCUUUAACCUUUGUAUUUACUGGAUCAGGCAAUGUUUCACAGGGAGCACAAGAAGUUUUCCAGGAACUGCCCCAUGAGUACGUUGAGCCUGAAUACUUGCCAAAAGUUAUGUGCCAGGGCUCUAUGAAAAAGGUGUAUGCGUGUGUUGUCAGUCGAGAAGACCACUACAAGCGUAAAGAUGGUGGAAAAUUUUGUGCAGAAGAGUUUGAACAGCAUCCAGAAAGAUAUGAUUCAUCUUUCAGUCAUAAUAUUGCACCAUACGCAUCAUGCAUUAUUAACGGCAUCUACUGGGCUGUGGGCUCUCCUCGCCUGAUCACAAUUCCUGAAGCAAAGACUUUGCUGCGACCACAAAUGUCUCCACCAUGGAUUCCAUCAUCUCCAGGAUGCCCAACUCUCCCUCACCGUCUCAUAGCUAUCUGUGAUAUAUCGGCAGAUCCCGGAGGCUCCAUAGAAUUUAUGAAAGAGUGCACAACUAUCGACAGACCUUUCUCCCUUUAUGAUGCUGAACAGAAUGUUGAUAAAGAAAGCUUUGCAGGCAAUGGUGUUCUCAUCUGCUCCAUUGACAACAUGCCAGCCCAGAUCCCCAGGGAAUCCACAGAAUAUUUUGGCAGUUUGCUGCUUCCGUAUGUGGAAGAAAUGCUGAAAUCAAAUGCCAAGACCCCUUUUGAAGAGUAUGACUGCAGCCCAGUUGUUAAAAAUGCUGUGAUUGCAAGCAAUGGUCGACUGACGCCCAACUUUGAGUACAUAAAUGUUCUGAGACUGAGUUCUAAGUCUGCACAGAAAGCAAAGGUGAAGAAAUCCGGAGAGAAGAUAGUAAUCUUAGGGGCUGGCUAUGUGUCAGGACCUGUCGUUGAAUAUCUUGGAAGAGAAAGAAAAUCUGGCAUUAUUGUCGCAUCCCAGUUUCAAGAAGAACUAGACACUGCAAGCCGCUUGUGCCCAAAUGUAGACCCGAUCCUCAUAGACCUGGGUCCAAACUUUGAUGAGCUGGAGAAUAUUAUCAAGGAUUGUGACUUAGUGAUCAGCUUACUCCCCUACACUUUCCACCCGGAUGUGGCCAAAGUUUGCAUCAAGAAUCAGAAGAAUAUGGUCACUGCAAGUUAUAUCAGCCCAGCAAUGCAAGACCUGCAUGAAGCAGCCAAGGAUGCAGGUAUAACUAUCAUGAAUGAAAUGGGAGUGGAUCCAGGAAUUGACCACAUGCUGGCUAUGGAAUGUUUCGAUGAUGUUCGGAGAUCUGGCGGCAAGGUAACAUCUUACAUCUCUUACUGUGGUGGAAUCCCAGCUCCAGAGAAUUCUGCAUCUCCCCUGCAUUAUAAGUUCAGUUGGUUUCCCAAAGGAGUCCUCAUGAACAUUUUGUCUCCAGCCAAACACCUGAAAAAUGGAAAGGUUAUUGAGAUAGCUGGAAAUGGUGGCUUGCUGGAUGCUGUGGAAGAUCUGACCUUCCUGCCAGGGCUCAAUCUUGAAGGGUUUCCCAACAGAGACUCUACAGUCUAUGCCCGUACGUACGGCAUUGACUCAGCUCACACAGUUCUCAGAGGGACUGUCAGAUACAAGGGAUUCUGCAGGACAGUUAAAGGUCUUGUUGCUCUUGGACUUUUUGACACACAAGAAAACUCACAACUUCAUCCCAGUGGUCCAGACAUAACCUGGAAAGAGUUUAUGUGCAGCAAGUUUAAUGAAUCUAGUGAUCUUUUGGAAGACACUCUAAAGGACCACAUUCUUGAAAAGCUUGGAGGAGAUCACAUUAAGCUGGAUUGUAUUAUCAGACUGGGUUUGAUUGACGACAUUCCAAUAGACAAACGGAACACGCCCAUAGAUACACUGUCUAACUACCUCUCCAAAAGGCUAUUUUAUGGUCCAGAUGAACGGGAUAUGAUAGUCAUGCAUCAUGAUGUCCAAGUCUCAUGGUCAGAUGGCAGGAGAGAGCAGAGAAGAAUCAACUUUGUCAACUAUGGAGAUCCAGGAGGUUUUUCAGCAAUGGCCAAAUCUGUCGGCUUGCCUACGGCAAUUGCUGCUCGCAUGAUUUUAAAUGGUGAAAUUCAAACAAAAGGUGUUUGUGCCCCCUUGGAAGCUGAGAUUUAUCACCCAAUUCUGCAAAGAUUAAAGAAAGAAGGACUGGCUGCCAGAGAAGAAAAAGAAAUCCUAUCAUAA